Molecule: messenger RNA, 1640 nt
Organism: Eruca vesicaria subsp. sativa (arugula)
Lineage: Eukaryota; Viridiplantae; Streptophyta; Magnoliopsida; Brassicales; Brassicaceae
Source: the annotation of a GenBank genome assembly
AGAGUUUCCUUACUUCUUCCUCUGCUUUAAACAAAAAGAAGAAAAACUCUCAAAAACCAUGGCUAACAAAUCAAGAACCAGAUGGGUUCUCCCUUACAAAACCAAGAACGUGGAAGACGAUUACUUUCUUGGCAAAGUCCUCGGACAAGGACAGUUCGGAACCACUUUCCUCUGCACCAACAAAAAGACAGGACAAAAACUUGCCUGCAAAUCCAUACCAAAAAGGAAACUCCUCUGCCAAGAAGACUACGACGACGUUUUGAGGGAGAUUCAGAUAAUGCAUCACUUGUCUGAGUUCCCCAGCGUUGUCCGUAUAGAAGGCGCCUACGAGGAUUCCAACAGUGUCCAUAUUGUGAUGGAGCUAUGUGAAGGUGGUGAGCUGUUUGAUAGGAUUGUGAAGAGAGGUCAUUACAGUGAGAGAGAAGCAGCCAAGCUUAUAAAGACUAUUGUUGGUGUUGUUGAGGCUUGUCACUCUCAUGGUGUUAUGCAUAGAGAUCUUAAGCCUGAGAAUUUUUUGUUUGCUUCUUGUGAUGAAGAUGCUUCUCUUAAGUCUACUGACUUUGGCCUCUCUGUUUUCUGCAAACCAGGAACAAUGUUUUCAGAACUUGUUGGGAGUGCAUACUAUGUGGCACCUGAGGUUUUACAUAAGCAUUACAGCCGUGAGUGUGAUGUAUGGAGCGCUGGAGUUAUCCUCUACAUUCUCCUAAGUGGUUUCCCUCCUUUCUGGGACGAAAGUGAGUUUGGCAUCUUCAGAAAGAUUCUACAGGGGAAAAUGGACUUUGAGACCAGUCCCUGGCCUAGCAUCUCAGAGAGUGCCAAGGAUCUUAUAAUGAAAAUGCUUGAGAAGGAUCCAAAGAAAAGGCUAACUGCUCAUCAAGUGUUGUGUCACCCGUGGAUUGUGGAUGAUAAGGUUGCUCCAGAUAGACCUUUGGACUGUGCAGUAUUGUCCCGCUUGAAAAACUUCUCUGCAAUGAACAAACUCAAGAAGAUGGCUUUAAGAGUCAUUGCAGAGAGACUGUCUGAGGAAGAGAUAGGUGGGCUCACAGAGCUGUUCAGAAUGAUAGACACAGAUAACAGUGGCACCAUCACAUUUGAGGAGUUAAAAGACACUGUGAAGCUCGUUGGUGCAGACCUUAUGGAAUCAGAGAUCCGAGAACUCUUGCGCUCAGCUGAUGUUGAUGAAAAUGGAUCAAUAGACUAUGGAGAGUUUUUAGCUGCAACAAUCCAUUUGAACAAGCUGGAGAGAGAGGAGAAUCUAGUGGCUGCUUUCUCUUUCUUUGACAAAGAUGCAAGUGGUUACAUCACUAUUGAUGAGCUUCAACAGGCUUUGAAGGAGUUUGGUAUAAAUGAUUCACAUCUUGAUGAAAUGAUCAAAGACAUUGAUCAAAACAAUGAUGGACAAAUAGAUUAUGGAGAGUUUGUGGCAAUGAUGAGGAAAGGAAAUGGUAAUGGCGGAGGGAUUGGCAGGAGAACAAUGAGGAACACACUCAACUUUGCAAAUUGGAAAUCCUGUUCCUGAUGAGUCAAUGAAUGGCCCAAACUUUUCAAUUUACAGAAGUUUCUGAGUUGAGUAAAAGUUGGCAUUAAUAACUUCAAACAAAACAAUGAAAAGUUGAUGUGUCUUAAAAGUUGAUUUUAAU